UGAGGGACUGAAUUGUUCAUGAAAUAAUUUUAUUGCUUAAUAAUAUGACGAGUAUCUUUAUAACAAUGACUGACAACAAUCCAGUGAAUCUUCAAGCCACAGCAGCACGUGAUGUUGAUCCAUCAUCUUGGAAUGAUUCGUUGCUUAAAUCCAUCAAGUCAUCAUUGAAAAAUGACAAGUAUCCAUCAUUCAGCAAAAAAAACCAAGAAGUGAUUAAAAAUAUACUUGCAAAAAUUCCUCAGCUUGAUGACAAUGUCACAAAAAUUUUUGAUAUAAAUUACAACAGAAAAAAUGCAAGUAAAUCAAAACAACAUCGUGAACAAGGUAAUAAAUAUUAUUCAUUAUUAAAAAAUGAAAAUUUAAAUAAUGCCAUUGAUGAAUACACAAAAAGUGUUGCAUAUGCAUCACCAAAUGAUGAUGAAUUAUCACUUGCUUAUGCAAAUCGUAGUGCAGCAUUAUUUAAAUCAAGAUUAUAUUCACAUUGUCUGAAUGACAUUGAACAAGCACUAUCCAAUCAUUAUCCAGAUAAUUUAAAAGCAAAAUUAUAUGCACGUAAAAGUAUAUGUCAAAAGCUAUCAAGAUCAUUUGAUGAUGAUCAAGGAAAGAAAUCUUUUCAACAAGCCAACAAAUGGUUAAACAAAAUGGACGAAAAGAAUAAAAAAUUUACUGAAAAAUUAUUACAAGAAUAUAAAACAACAACGAACGAAGUACAUAACAGAGAAUUUGGUAUAUGGACAACAAUUAAACCAGUUCCAACAUUGAAAAAUAAAAAUAAACAAUUAUCAGAAUUAUCUGGCAGUGUUAAAUUGAGUUACGAUGAUAAAUUUGGUUGGCAAUUGAUUGCAACAAGUGACAUCGAGCCAGAUGACGUUGUCUAUGUACACAAGCCAUAUGCUAAAAUUGUCCUUGACAGUAUGAAGUAUAAAAUAUGUUCAUUGUGUUGCAAACAAAUUUGGUCAAGUGUACCAUGUGAUGAUUGUCCUGAUGCAUUUUAUUGUUCAACUACUUGUAAAAAAAUUGGACAAAUGGAACAUCAUAAUUACGAGUGUCGUGUCAUUGGACCAAUGAUGGAAUUUAAUAUGAAAGAUUAUUUUUUUAUGGCAUUGAGACUUGCUGUUAAAGCUCUUGAUGAUGCUGAUGAUUCAUUUGAGCUGUUGAAAAGUAACAUCAGUGAAUUAAACAAUAAACAAGUUAAGGUGAAUGAAAAAUAUACACGAGGUGUUAUUGAUCCAACAAAAUUUUCAAGUAUCUAUAACAUGAAUACAAAUGAAAUGGUGGUGAAAAUAAAUAAGCCAGAGUUGCUGAGAGGAUCAAUUUUGAUUGCUUAUUUACUUGUAACUAAAACUGAAUUUAUUGGUAGAAAAUUAACUGGAUCAAUUGGUGAUUUAAAAGAUGAUGAUGAUUUUGUAUUUAUGAUUGAAUUUAUUGAAAAGCUUGCAUCAUUGUCAAUGACAAAUAUGUUUACAAUUGAUAUGCGACUUGAUACUGAGGUUAUGGAUGAUUCUAUUAAAAGAAUUGAUAUUGGUCUUGGUAUAUCAGUUUGUCAAAGUUUGAUUAAUCACAGUUGUAAUCCAAAUGUAUUUUGUCGUUAUCAUGAUGAUCAUAUUAUUGCUCAUUGUCUUCAACCUGUUAAAAAAGGUGAACAAAUAUUUACAUGUUAUGGAGCACAUUUUAAUAAGCUAACAAAAAAUGAAAGACAAGUUAUUCUUUAUGAUGGACAUCAAUUUAAAUGUAGAUGUGAAGCUUGUAAUAAUAAUUGGCCUGUUAAACCAAUUAAAUCAACAGCUUCUUCAUUUUCUUGUAAACAUGAACGUCAAGAACUUAAUCGUAUUUUUAAGGCUUUUAAACAUGAUAUGGAAAUGCGAACUGGUUUUGUAACAGCUACUGCUCAAAUGGGAGUUCUAACUACUGUUCAACAUCAUGAACAAGGUGAAAUUGCUGAAGGUGUUAAAAUUUUGUCAAAUCGUUUUGGAAAAAAUUCUACUGAAGCUUAUCAAUUCAUGAAACUUUUGAAAAGAGUUUUUUGCUUUGGUGAUGUACCAUUUUAUAUUGUCAAGUAAAAACAUUUUUUUUUUUUUUUUACUCGAAAAAAUUAUUAUUAAUUUUUUAUUAACAAAAGAUAUGUCAUUUAACUUUUUUUAAAUAUUUUUUCAUUUAAUUAUGUAUUUUCUUUUAUUAAUUUAACAAUAGUUAAAUUUUUUUUGUCGUGUUUUCAGCAUGUUUUUUUUCUGGUUAAAAAAAAGUUUAAAUAAAUAAUAAAAACUUGAAAAUUAUAAUAAUGUU
Aphidius gifuensis is the source of this 2283-nucleotide messenger RNA. Its product is annotated as SET and MYND domain-containing protein 4-like. Gene Ontology annotation, molecular function: protein binding. NCBI's taxonomy places the organism in Eukaryota, Metazoa, Arthropoda, Insecta, Hymenoptera, Braconidae. The coding region runs from base 45 to 2060 and encodes 671 amino acids. The transcript is spliced from 3 exons. The record is from RefSeq and is a predicted model, not a curated record.